AUGUUCAAUGCUACGCAGCAUCGUGGCAAUCUCGGGCCUGGUCAGCCCGCUGCCCACAAUGGACGAUUGAAUGAAAUCUUCGACCAGCUACGAGCCGAGUUCGAGAACCAAAGCAGGGGCUCAGAACAAAUGGAAACACAAGUCAGCCAACAGAUUCAAGAGAUGGAAUUGAUCAGGAACAAGGUCUACCAAUUGGAACAGAACCAGUUGAAGAUGAAGCAAGAUUAUGAGGCUGAAAUCCGCAUGCUUAGACACGAGCUCGAGCUUCGUGGUGGUGCUCCUGUUCAGACACAUCUGGGUGGCCCCCCACAGCAUGGCGGCCCAUCGCAACCACAGCCGCCGGCUCUUGGUCAUGGUCAGGGCACCCUCUUCAGCGGUAUUAUGGCAAACCAAGGACAAGGCGGUCCUGGUUUGGCACCACCUCCUGAUCAACAGCCACCUCCUCAGCAACACCCUCUGGCUCCUCCACCUUCUGGUGGUCAGCCUCAAGGGCCAGCUCCUCCUAGCUCUUUCGCUGGUUAUCAGCCAGGCCCGACGCUGAAUGGGUAUGCGUCUCAGCCCCAGCCACCAACCAAUUCCCCUGGACCUAGCAAGCGCAAUAUUGCCAAUCGAGGGCCAGGACCUGCUACUCCUCAACAACAUCCAGGACAGCCACAGCAGAUGCCUUACCAGGCAGACCCACGAGCCUCGCCACAGAUUCCACGCCCCACACCACCGGGAAAUGAGCUUCAACCGAGCCGUGGUCAUCAGCUGCAACCACAAUAUCAGCACCAAAUAAGCAACGUUACCAACAACCUCGCAGAUCUUCCGCUCGAGGAGCUACCUGACACGAUGAAGCGUAUUGGCCAGGACUGGCACGCUGUUUUCAAUCCAGCCCUCCCUCGCAUACUUGAUGUGAAUCUUGUACACAACCUUGUUCACGAGUCUGUAGUCUGCUGUGUUCGUUUCUCCGGUGAUGGCAAAUAUGUUGCUACAGGCUGUAAUCGUAGUGCUCAAAUCUUCGACGCCAGGGACGGCAAGAAGGUUUGUGAACUAUUGGAUGACAGUGUGGUCGACAAGGACGGUGACCUCUAUAUCCGCUCAGUCUGCUUUUCACCAGACGGCAAACUACUCGCCACUGGUGCGGAAGAUCGCAGGAUCCGAGUAUGGGAUAUCGAAACUCGAAAGAUCAAAUGCCAAUUCGAUGGCCACGAGCAAGACAUCUACAGCUUGGAUUUUGCCCGAAACGGAAGACUCAUUGCAUCAGGGUCAGGAGACAAGACCGUACGCUUGUGGGACAUCGAAACACGAACGCAGAUCAUGAUGCUCUCUAUUGAGGAUGGAGUGACCACUGUCGCCAUGUCGCCUAACGGACAGUAUGUUGCAGCUGGUUCUCUUGACAAAAGUGUUCGUGUUUGGGAUUGCACAAGUGGCUAUCUUAUCGAGCGACUGGAGGGCGCUGCCGGCCACAAAGAUAGUGUGUACAGUGUUGCGUUCUCGCCAACUGGGCGCGAAUUGGUCAGUGGCAGCUUGGACAAAACCAUCAAGAUGUGGGAACUUUCUCCACAGCGUGGGUUGUUACCAAGCAACGCCAGCAGCGGAAAGUGUAUCAGGACCUUUGACGGUCACAAGGACUAUGUGCUCUCUGUGUGCUUGACCCCUGAUGGCCAGUGGGUCAUGUCCGGCUCAAAGGACCGAGGAGUACAAUUUUGGGACCCGAACACUGGCAAUGCGCAGAUGAUGCUGCAAGGUCAUAAGAAUUCUGUGAUUUCCGUGGCACCUUGUCCAACUGGCCAUCUGUUCGCCACAGGUUCAGGUGAUAUGAAAGCUCGCAUUUGGCAGUACGGUCCUUACAGAUGA
This is a messenger RNA of Lithohypha guttulata, 1839 nucleotides long. It is a transcript of the gene TUP1, whose product is annotated as general transcription repressor. Gene Ontology annotation, molecular function: protein binding. The record is from RefSeq and is a predicted model, not a curated record. Gene Ontology annotation, cellular component: nucleus. Bases 1 to 1839 code for a protein of 612 amino acids. Lineage: Eukaryota; Fungi; Ascomycota; Eurotiomycetes; Chaetothyriales; Trichomeriaceae. The transcript is spliced from 2 exons.